UUGUAGGUGGAAUUUAAUGAGUUCCUGUCAUGCGAGAGAACUGCAAGUACUUCGAUGUCGGUUACUGGAAUUCUCGCUACGAGGCGGAAGCCUCCUACGAGUGGCUGGUGGAUUACCAGACCCUGAAAGAACACCUCAAUGGCCUGAUGUCACGUGAUGGCAACAUACUCGUGUUAGGGUGCGGGAACAGCUCGCUGAGCGAAGACCUGUACAAUGACGGGUACAAGAGGAUCACGAACGUGGACUACUCCCCGGUCGUGAUCGAGUCGAUGAGGAGCAGGAGCGCCGCGGCCUCGUCGAUGGCGUGGCUCGUCGGGGACGUCCGAGAUCUGGACUUCCGACCGUCGGAAUUCGAUACCGUCCUCGAGAAAGCCACUUUGGAUUCCCUGCUGGUUCGAGAAACCGAUCCGUGGCAUCUGUCUGCGGAGGCUUCUUCCUUGCUUCACAGGGUUCUGCACAAAGUGAGCGAGAUCCUGAGGCCUGGAGGCAGGCUGAUCUCGGUGUCCUUCGCUCAGCCUCACUUCCGCUCCUGGGUCUACGGAAAGCCCGAGUACAGGUGGUCGGUGGAGUGGAGGAGCGUGUCUCCGUCCCCGUCUUCCGACGCCUUCGCCUACCAUCUCUACUGGAUGACGAAAGGAGAAACCCUGUCGAGCAAGUUCUCGAGCCCGCCUCCCUGGACGAGGGAGGAUCGCACGUCCGACGGCUGUGCCACUCCCGUUUCUGACGACGAGGACGACUUUCUGACUCGUAUCUCUCUGUGAGGACCGAAUCGACGAUGUUGCUUCCUACGAGAUUUCUAUUUUUGGAGUAAUUUUAAUUGAGAAGUGCUUCUCACCCGAGCAUGGCUUCCAACUCCUUGUUGCAACAGUCUUCUGUCUUCCCCUGCCGUGUUGAAGAUUUCAUAGUAAGGGAUCGAUGAUUCACAUUGACACAAUGAAGUGGUUUGCUCCGAAGGAAAGGGUGAGGUUCAGCAUAAGGUUGUUUUUCAGAAGGUGAUAAGGUUCUGGCCAGUGAUAAAAAACUCCAUGCCCAUUCAUAAAUUUUAUCAGUCUCCUUGCGCUCAAAUGCAACUUGAGCAAAGCAGUAUUAAAACAAAUUAUUUAUAUGGAAGUCGAUGAUAUAAAUUUACAUUUUAAAACCUAGGUUCAGGUUUUAUUGAAAGCUCUUGAAUGCAUGCAAAUUUCAAUAUAGCAGCCAACA
This is a messenger RNA of Darwinula stevensoni, 1200 nucleotides long. NCBI's taxonomy places the organism in Eukaryota, Metazoa, Arthropoda, Ostracoda, Podocopida, Darwinulidae. The record is from the annotation of a GenBank genome assembly.